AUGGCGAGCAUGAAGGUUCAGGAUCUCAAAAAGGAGCUCAAGGCACGUGGACUUUCUACUGCCGGGAACAAAACCGAACUCAUAGAACGUUUACAAGCCAUCGGGGACGCUCCCAAGAAUAUCCUGUUGGAUCUACAGUCUGGUGUUUCCUCCGAGGAACUCCUGGCAAGCACCGCAGCGGCCGAGGAGGAUGAAGUGUUCUCUGGGCGACAGCUGAUUCCUCCAACGGCGAGCCAGGACGAUGCCGAAGAGUAUGUUGACUGUGCUGAUGAGUCUCCAGCCACGGGAACCACAUUUGAUCCCAAAGGGCUCCAGGAUGGGCUGGAAUCCCAAACAACUGAACAGUUUUCGCCUAGUGGAACGCUCCUGGACACAGUACAGAUCGCCGGGUUCCCGGAAAUCAGGCGUCAGGACUGUGACGCAGGGAGCACACAAGGCCCGUCUGAGGUGGGUGAAGGUUUUGUCCUAUCCCAGAACUGUGGGGGUUGGCCCUUGUGA
Ixodes scapularis (black-legged tick) is the source of this 498-nucleotide messenger RNA. RefSeq lists its product as uncharacterized. Gene Ontology annotation, cellular component: nucleus. Bases 1 to 498 code for a protein of 165 amino acids. The transcript has a single exon. The record is from RefSeq and is a predicted model, not a curated record. Gene Ontology annotation, biological process: poly(A)+ mRNA export from nucleus. NCBI's taxonomy places the organism in Eukaryota, Metazoa, Arthropoda, Arachnida, Ixodida, Ixodidae.